AUUUGUCAGAUAAUAUCAUAAGGAGAUUUAAAAAAAUAGAAUUUAAACUAACAUGUACGUUAAUCUAUUUUGCAAUUUUUCCAUUUUGCCAGAUUCCUUAUAUUUUCUAUUAGAAAAUUUCUAUAGACUAGAAAAAAGCAAAGACAAUGGAGGAAUUCAAACUUUAUAAAGAAACAGAAAGCCAAAUUCAUGAAGCUUUAUAUGAUAAUCUCUCCCUUUUAUCUGCAUUUUAUCCUAUGACAGAAAAAUUCUCUUUAGUGUUCCGAAGGGAUAUGUUUGUAAAAAAUAACAAGGCAGCUUUUCAUGAAGUGAUUUAUUACCUCCUGCAAAUCCUGGAUCCUGUGAAAGCAGGGGAAAUUUUCUCCAGCUGGCCUUUAAUUGAUCUUAAAGAAGAACCGAAAUUUAGAAAUGAUUUAUUGGCUUAUGUAAAUACUUUAAAUACAGUUUAUCCAAACACAGACAUUCCAAAGUGUCAAGCUUCAAGCUUAAUAUCACCAGGAGGGUUUAAUUUUGCUUUCUUUAUGCUAAAGAUUUCACAACUUGUAAUUUUUGAACAUUUAAGGCAAAAUGGUCAAACGCCUUUAUCCCAAAUAAAAGGAAACCAUCAAAUUUCGUCGCCUAUUAAAAUUCAAGAAGAGAAUUUAAAAAAGGAAACCAUGUACAUCGAGAGUAUAACCAGUGAACUUUUCGAGGAAUUUAAGAAAAAAUUGAUAAGCAGCAGAGAGAGUGGCCUAGAGAUAACCGAACAGAUUAAAAUGUCAGACCAAGAUAUUUGCACUAAGAGAAAAAAACUUAAAAAUGAUAAAGUAGAGUUCAUUAAGAAGUUUCCCAAGUACCCACCAUUGGCAAGCUUAGAAAAUGAAAUAAUGCAAUUAAAGAGUCAAAUAGAUAAAAUCAUUAAUUUAAGUAAAACAUUCCAAUUAAAUGAAAAUCUUUUAAAGUGGCUAUGUGACACAAAUGUAACUUUGGAAUAUAAUGAAGAAGCAUUUGCUGCUUCAGAAGAUGUUGCAAUAAUUAUCACUAGUAAAAAAGAGCUUGACUUGUGUCAGUAUUUCCAGGCUCUCCUCGUCUUUCUGGAAAAGAAAUCAGUAGAGUUUCAAAGGCCUAUUGACUUUGAGGCACUAAAACUUACUAGAGCAGAUAUACAGAGUCAGAUUAAGAAAAAUGAGGAUAUUUUGAAGAAAUUUAAGAUAGAAGGCGAACGAAUUAACAAGAUCUUAGAUUACCUUAGUGAAAACAAUUGAUUGUAAGAAUAAGUAUUUGUUCAGGUUAAUAUUUUGUAAAUUAGUUAUUUUUAAAAAACAUUAUAUGGUUAGGAACAUUAA
This is a messenger RNA of Anthonomus grandis grandis, 1325 nucleotides long. RefSeq names its product HAUS augmin-like complex subunit 6. Gene Ontology annotation, cellular component: mitotic spindle microtubule; HAUS complex. Bases 147 to 1244 code for a protein of 365 amino acids. Gene Ontology annotation, molecular function: microtubule binding. Lineage: Eukaryota; Metazoa; Arthropoda; Insecta; Coleoptera; Curculionidae. The record is from RefSeq and is a predicted model, not a curated record. Gene Ontology annotation, biological process: spindle assembly. The transcript has 3 exons.